GUAGAAAGCUGUUACUCCAGGAACUGGAAUGCCUGACUCAAAACUUUGUGUCCAAAUGAGGUCUGCUAGUUGUGGAGAUGGUAUCUGAAUUGCUGAUCAACAGAUAACGAAGUACCAGGAAAAUUUCUCCCAAACUGCAGCUCUUAUAGUAAUGUGGUGCAGAGCACGGGGCUCCUGAAAACAGCAGAGCGUAUUUCCCACAAACCUUGAUUGGGGGAAGGAGGAAGCUGAUGAGAUAUUUUGCAUAACAAUGACGAGUUAAUAGCCAUACCUUUCUGGAAGGAGAGAGGACUGCAGCCCAAGGCAAAAGAUGUAUGCGAUUCUGAGAGUUUUCAGGGACUUGUGAUGCAGCCAGGGGGAGCUUAUACAGGAACUACUCACGCAGAGUCACGCAGACCAGCAACAGCAGUGCAUUCUCCGAGUUCUUCCUGUGCUGUCUCCUGCCUCAAAGCGAUUCUGAAAGCAAAACCGAACGAAACUCAGUAGGCUGGGCUUCAACUAGUUCCUUAAAAGUAGUUCCAUGUUAGGAGGUAAUGAUGUCAUUUCUUCUUGUUUAAUGUGCUCCUGACCGUGCCCACUGUCUGAUGACUUUUACCUAUGUGCCCUUGUUCCUCGUGUGUCUGCCAGCUGGAAGGAAUCCUGGCUUGGAAUUACUGGUUGUUGCAGUGAUCUAGGCAGCAACCUAGGGUUUUUUGUUUAUGUUUUGUUUUCUUUUGGCUGUUUGUUUAGUUGGCUUCUACAAGGGAAUCUGAUGCAAAGAGCAACUUUUAUUGUUUUCUUUUUCUUUGUUUUCUUUGCCUGAGGAGCAAGUGCCAAGUCCUGAAGUGAGUAUCGAAUGGCUUGACAUUCUCUGGUACUUUGUGUUGGUGUUGUAAAAAAUGAAGAGGCUGCCACGGUGGGAUCCGAUACAGAACAUGUUCUUCCUCCUGCUAAUUUUGAGCCUGGGGACGCAGCUUCAUCAGACAACAGCUUUAUUCACAGUGACAGUCCCUAAGGAUUUGUACAUAGUAGAACACGGCAGCAAUGUGACCCUGGAGUGUGACUUUUACUCUGGAAAUUAUCUGGAAGUUGAACAUGUAACAGCCACUUUACAAAAGGUGGAAAACAACACAUCCUCGCACAGUACCACUUUGCUGAAGGAGGAGCUGAAGGGGAAGGCCUUAUUCCACUUCUCCCAAGUGCAAGUGAGCGAUGCGGGGAGAUACCACUGCCUGAUCGGCUUCAGGACCACUUGGGACUACAAAUACCUGACUCUAAAAGUCAAAGCUUCCUACAAGGAAAUAAACACUCGCGUGGUUCAGGUCCCAAGGACAGAUGAGGUAGAGCUCACCUGCCAGGCUAAAGGCUAUCCCCUGGCAGAAGUAUCCUGGCCAAAUACCAAUGUUUCUGCCAACACAAGCCACACAGAGACUUCUGACGGCCUCUACCAGGUGACUAGUGUUCUGCGCAUAAAGCCACCCCCCGGCAGAAACUUCUCCUGUGAGUUCUGGAAUGCUAAUGUGAAGGAGCUUACUUCAGCCAUCAUUGUCUCUCCAGGUGAAAUGAAACCCAGCGUACCUCCACCUUUGCUGCUUCAUAUUUUCAUCCCUUCCUUUAUCAUUGUUUUAAUGGUCAUAGCUACAGUGAUAAUCCUAAGAAAACAACUCUGCCAAAAGCUUUAUUCAAGAAAAGGAGAUACACGGAUACCAGUGUGGAAACGCAGUGGCCAUGUGCAUGAACUCAUGGUGAUGGAAAAAGUUUGAGAGCAGUUGGUACUGUGGACAGAGCUUUAAGCCAAGCUCAGAAGAUUUGAACCUGUGUCUCCGGAGCUGAGGUGAAUUGUUGGGACAUCCUCAAGAAGCUUCUGGACCCUGGAUGAGAGUCCUUUGGCCCACAGAACAUGUUUGUAAUUUUCAAAUGCCUUGUGUGACCCGGCACUUUAAUCUGGAGACUGCAACAAGACUAGUCAGCACCUGGUCAUGGUGUGCUUAGAGGAAGUUGAGCAGCUCUCCAGCUCUCACCUCUGCCGCCUGUGACUGAGCAAGCACUGUUGCACUUUAGAAAAUGACCGCUUUGGAUCCUGGACACCCGUGAGUGUCCUGAGGCUCCUUCUUGCUGUCAGACUAAAGAAUUCCAAAGUAAUUUCCAGAAGUAGAGAUAAGUGGAAAUUUUCGUUACAGAAGGGGAAAGAUUGCCAAUAGAGUUAUUUUUAUAUGUUGUUUCCUCUGUAUACCGGAAAAACCUAUCAAGACUAUCAGCUCACAGAUAAGGCUUUAUACAAAGUCAAGCCAUAAUGGACAUGUUUUAUGGCUCACUGGAAUCUUGAAUGCAUUCAAGUUCUAAUUAACAGGAAGCAUGUAAGUACACAGAGUGGCCAACUACAAAUUGUGGAGAAAAGUCAUUGAGCAUUUUUGUGAGGUCUAAAUCACAGAGCAUUUAUUUCACCUAUAAUGGUACCGUGUUAAAUGGUGAUUUUUUGUUAUUGUUCUAAACUACAUCUUUCUUUCCAUAAAUUCUGGGUUUUUUUAUUAACCUUGGAACCAUGAUACACAUUUUAAAAAUUUGGCAUGCAAUUAUGCUGCAAGGAUCUCAGAUGAGUAGCCAUAAUGGUCAAAGCCCCAAACACAGGCUUAUUUCCUGGCCCUCUAUAUGACUCCAUUUUUUUAAGUGCCAUAUCAAAUUUUACUUUUAAGGUUUAAUAUUUAAGUACUUUUUAAAUUUUAAAAUAAUUUCAAAUGUACUCUAAAUUUCUAAGUAUACAAAGAUCUUUUUUUUUUUUUUUCUGAACCAUUCAGAAAUAUCAGCACUGGCUGAGUUAGUGUGCACUUCUGAUGUUAAAGAACAUUUUCCCAUGUAACUACAAGAUAACCCAUCUAUUGGGGCAUAUGACUUUAAACUUACCCUUUAGUAAUUCAGUUUCCAUGUCUGUGAAACCAGCUAGUCAAGGCUUUUGAUUGUUGGCACUAUAGAAAUGCUGCGGGAUCCCAUUAUGUGUAUGUCAAGGUGGGGUGGGGAGUGGGUAACCGGGCACAGCAGCAGCAGUUUAAUCAUGUUAAAUUUUGUAUCUGUGAUGGGGACAUGAAACUCAAGGCAUUAGUUGACCCAUGAACCAUCCAAAUAUAUAUGUAUAUGUGUGUGUCUGUGUAUAUAUAAAGGGGAUUCCUUAGUAAUCCCCUAUGUGCUGGCCACUAUCCUUUGCUAAGUAGACAGUGCCCGGACCCUAUCAAAGCUGCAGAAUGUUUCUCCUGAAUCCUUCUCCUAAGGGAUUUCCAAGGAAUUUCCAGCCAAGUUAUACCAGCAUCAGUUUGGAGUCCCAUGUAUGGGCUCUCCUCUACACAUAACACCUCCUUUCUGGGACCUCAUUUCUCCCUGGCAAAAUUCUAUCCACCCUUCAGAUGCUAGUUCUCCCAGUGAAUAUUUUCUGAUUUUCCUCAGCUGAAUAUGAGCUCUUACUUUGGGCAGAGCAAUGUUUUCUUUGUUCCUCUCUGGAGAGCUUCUUUCUCAGUUUUAAAUCAUGUGCAUUUAAGCAAUAGUUCUGUUUUCCUCUUGGAAUGUAAGUUCCUGGAAAGCAGGGAAAUUGUGGGAUUUUGUCAUUAGUGGGACAUCUUGCAUGUGAUACAUACCUCAUGCAUGAUUGGCUAUGAGAAUCAUUAUAAAUUUGAGGAGAAUGACUAUACCUUUUAUGAUCUCAUAUGAUUCGUUAAAAAGUAUAUAAAUGGCCAUCUUUAAAAUAAAAGAACGAGAUGAAUUUUAAGUUAAAAAAAA
Phyllostomus hastatus (greater spear-nosed bat) is the source of this 3744-nucleotide messenger RNA. RefSeq names its product programmed cell death 1 ligand 2 (gene PDCD1LG2). The transcript is spliced from 7 exons. The record is from RefSeq and is a predicted model, not a curated record. Gene Ontology annotation, cellular component: external side of plasma membrane. Bases 879 to 1742 code for a protein of 287 amino acids. NCBI's taxonomy places the organism in Eukaryota, Metazoa, Chordata, Mammalia, Chiroptera, Phyllostomidae. Gene Ontology annotation, biological process: cellular response to lipopolysaccharide; negative regulation of T cell proliferation; positive regulation of T cell proliferation.